GUUUGAUUUAUAAGCCUUGCCCCCUCAAACUUGGGUUAAGGAGGCACCUGCACUGGUUGUUCAUGGUUUCCACUUGAACUGCACCCCUGAUAGUACAAUCCAAUUGAUGGGUUCUCUUGGACUGCAAUCUAAUAUGGUAAUUUAGGCUAGGAACUUCUGAACAACCAAGGUUUUGAAAUGUGGAAAAAAGGCAAGGAGAAGAGAGGAUCCAGUACAGAGCAUGAUGAUUAUGUAAAAGCAGCUGCUUGGGCAUGGUAUCUGCGUGGAGCAGGUGCAAUAUUCAAGCACAAUGAAGAAUUCAAUAUGCAACCCAGGGAACAAUCCCUAAAUGAAAUAAGACCUACAAGGUUCAAGCUUGAGUCAAUGGGCCUUCUCAACAACAACAAUUGGAUGAAAAGCAAUUUUGCAAUACUGGAUAUAUUUGAAUCAGAUUUAGAUUCUGUUAGUGGGUGCACCAGUUUUCGUGGCUUGUCCUCUGUAGAAUGUGAAACAGAGAUUUGUAGGAGCUCUUUGUUUGAUUAUUAUGAACUUGCGGCACUUUUAAAGCAGCUUGAGCUUCUGUGUUGGGGAACUGUUAAUCCAGCUUAUAGGAAAGAAGUGCCCAUGACCAGGACGUCAUUGAUGGAUCAUGGCAUUUGUCCUGACCUCUGCAACAAGAAGCCAAAGGCUAGGUUACCCAGGAAUUAUUCUCAGGUGAUGAAUCCUGAAUACAUCAAUGGUAGGGAAAGUUCAGAGUCUAAGAAGAAGCAUCACCAUUGGAGUUUCUAUGACUUGGCUAGAAAGCUUCAAGCAUUUGGAAUUGGAGUUUCCUCAACUCAUAUGUAGAAUUGAGCUCAAUUUGAUGUGGUUUUACAUUUACAAGAAAAUUGUUCCAGCACUCGUAAGGAAUUAGGCUUCAGUCUUCUUGAAGUCCUUGCCAUGUAUGCAGGUGUGAGACUAUCGGACAUGUGUAUUGCAGGGCUAGCUGACCCUUUCUGGUAUUAUAUCUAAUGGCAGGAGUUUGGAUUAUGAAGAUGUCAUGUGCAUCCUCUGCUGGAGAGUUGCUUUCCUACAGAGCUUUGAACUAGGGAUCUUCCUCAUAAGUGUAGGUUAGUGUUUGAUCCACAAGCCUUGCUGUCUCAAACUUGGGUUAAGGAGGCACCUGCACUGGUUGUUCAUGGUUUCCACUUGAACUGCACUCCCAGUGGUCCAAUCCAAUUCAUGGAUUCUCUUGGACAGCAAUCCAAUAUGGUAUGAAUACAUGAUGCCUUCAUGGUUGUUUUAAAUGAA
Messenger RNA from Cryptomeria japonica (Japanese cedar), 1269 nucleotides. RefSeq lists its product as uncharacterized. Bases 178 to 825 code for a protein of 215 amino acids. Lineage: Eukaryota; Viridiplantae; Streptophyta; Pinopsida; Cupressales; Cupressaceae. The record is from RefSeq and is a predicted model, not a curated record. The transcript is spliced from 2 exons.